AAAAUAUGAAAGGUGUGUUGAGUAGGACAGCAUUAGUGUCCUUUUGAUUGUGGCCAAAAUCCCAAUGCUCUCUCUCUUCCUCCCCCAUUAAAAUCCAUUAAUCCCUUGAAAAACACCACUCCCUCUCUCUCUCUCUCCCUCUCUCUCCAGCAGAGUAUUUGGAAACCGCCUUUCUAUUUGAUUCCACUACCUGUCGCUUUUGUUUCCACAUCAAAGCAACAAAAAAGGAUAAAGAAAGAAAGAAAAAGAAAAUUUAAGAAGCUCAUACCCUCUCUAUACAUGCGGUGUGUUGCAUAGGAAACAUUUAUCGCUUAGUCCAAAACCGACCCAUUUCAGAACCCUUCGCCAUUUGUUUGGAAUAAUCUGUAAGACAACAAUUUUAUAUAUCUUCAAUGUUCAUACUAUCUGAAACAAGGGCUACACUCGGUGUUCAUCAUAUUUUUUUCCCAUUUUGCUCCAAAUCUUGAGCUUUCUCAACCCAUCUCGCCAGUUCAGCUGGAAAAGGGUAGACACCACUCAUCUCUGUUUGCAUUAAAGGUUAUUUGAGUUGGAUUGGUCAAGUCCCGGGGUUUGAUAUCUUCUAAUGAUUCAGGAUAAUUUCAAGUGAUCCUAUUUUCAUCAUGAGCUUAUUAUUUAAUGACAUUAACCUCCCAUGAGAUGACUUACCUGUAUGAUUUCAGGUCAAGUCCACGGGUUUGAAUUUUUCUAUUUUGUUAAGAUUGUUUCAGCUCUUCUUGAUUAUGGAGGGGGAGACAUCAUGGUUCAGUCACUGCCUUGAUGACAUUCCGAGAGAUGUCAGGGCCUAUGAUUCAUUUCAAGAGCUCAGAGAUGAAGGCAACGAAGAAGUUACAACAGUUUCUGUGGAUUUAAUUCUGCCUGAUGACUUGUUGGAGCGUAUUCUAUCCUGUCUUCCCAUUCCAAGCAUUAUUAGAGCAGCUUGUGUGUGUAAAAGAUGGCAUGACAUCGUUAGUUCAAGAAGGUUUUUGUGGAACUUCUCUCAUGUCAUACCACAAAAGCCUUGGUAUUUUAUGUUUACAAGCUCUGAUGAACCAAAUGGUUAUGCCUAUGAUCCCAUAAUUCGAAAGUGGUACAACAUUGAAAUCCCCUGCAUUGAGAAGUCCAAUUGGUUCAUCUCUUCAUCAUGUGGCUUAGUUUCCAUCAUGGACAAUGAUAGUAGAAGCAAGCUAUAUGUCUGUAACCCAAUCACCAAAUGCUUCAAGAAGCUGGAGGAGCCUCCAGGUUUUAAAUUUUCUGAUUACAGUGCGCUGGCAAUAUCAGUUGACAGAAUAUCUCAUGGUUACAAUGUCUCGAUUGUGAAAUCUAAGCAAGUUCCAGGAAACUUUUUUCAGUGGAAUCUCUCAAUUCAUAUAUAUUUCUCAGAUACUAUGAUGUGGUUGACCCCAUUGACAGAGGUUCUGACAGGGUGGAGAGCAGGUGAUGAGAGUGUGAUAUGUGAUGGAAUUUUGUACUUCUUGAUUUACUCCACUGGGGGUCGCAUGCCUGAGAGUCGCCAUGGCCUAAUCAGUUAUAACCUCACAAGCCACUCAUCCCAUGAUUUGUUAAUAAAAAGUUUUAUCCCAGUGCCCUGUUCUCUUACAUGUGGCCGUCUGAUGAACCUCAAGGAGAAAUUGGUAAUGGUGGGAGGGAUUGGAAAACAAGAUCGGCCCGACAUAAUCAAGGGGAUUGGCAUCUGGAUUCUUAAUGGGAAGGAAUGGAAAGAGAUUGCCCGUAUGCCUCAUAAGCUUUUUCAAGGAUUUGGGGAGUUUGAUGAUGUUUUUGCUAGCAGUGGUACAGAUAACUUCGUAUACAUCCAGAGCUACGGCUCACCUGUUCUUCUUGUUUUUGACAUGAAUAAGAAGCAAUGGAAAUGGUCACAAAAAUGCCCAGUGGCAAAGAGAUUCCCGCUUCAGCUCUUUACUGGUUUUUGCUUUGAACCUAGGCUUGGCAUCAUUCCCUGAUUUUUUUUCCUCAAUAGGAUGUGAUGGUAUUGACAAAUUCUUUUUGCACUCCCUGCUUCUUCUUCUUUUGCCUUUUAUCUUUUCAGUUAUUAUGAAGUCCAUAUUUGUAAAGGUUUAUAGAAAACAUAUGAUCUGCUCAUUGCGAAUAUUAUUCAUUCUUUGCGUUUAGAAAUGCAUGGAUUGAUAGAAGUACAAGACUGUUUCUCUGGCUUUUCCUUGCACUACUGUUUCAUUUUUUUUUUUUUGUGCUUUUAAAGAUGUAAAAGUUGUUGCUUAUUAAUGUUUUAGUUGGUUCCAUUUAUA
This is a messenger RNA of Cornus florida, 2261 nucleotides long. Its product is annotated as F-box/kelch-repeat protein At3g61590-like. Gene Ontology annotation, molecular function: protein binding. The record is from RefSeq and is a predicted model, not a curated record. Bases 741 to 1958 code for a protein of 405 amino acids. The transcript is spliced from 2 exons. NCBI's taxonomy places the organism in Eukaryota, Viridiplantae, Streptophyta, Magnoliopsida, Cornales, Cornaceae.